Molecule: messenger RNA, 1254 nt
Organism: Lachancea mirantina
Lineage: Eukaryota; Fungi; Ascomycota; Saccharomycetes; Saccharomycetales; Saccharomycetaceae
Source: the annotation of a GenBank genome assembly
AUGAGCGAAGAAACAAUUAUCCUAGAUAAUGGUUCGUUUGAAAUCAAAUUCGGGCUCCGGGGUCAAAAAGAGCCGUAUCGAGCUCUCAAUUGCCUGACCAAAGACAAAUACGGCAAUUACCACUUGUCAAAUCAGGUUCGGUCUCUUAAAGAUAUAUCAUCAGUCACUAUACGGCGGCCGCAUGAGCUGGGUCAACUCACUUCUUGGGAGCUAGAGCAUCAUAUCUGGGAUUAUUGUUUUUUCAAUCCAGAUGAAUUCGGUGGAUGGCAGCUUGGCAAAACGAAGGACAAACACCUGAUAGCGACUGAGACUUGCAUGACGAUUCCAGAACUGAGUAAAAACAUGGAUCAGGUCGUUUUUGAAGAGUACGAAUUUGGCAGUUUGUUCAAAGCGCCCACUGCGGCUUUUGUGCCUUUCAAUCACCAGAGCGACGAAAUGUCGUAUUUCUCCGCUAAAGAGGAUUUCCCCGAAACGGAGUUGGCGCCUGCAAGCGAAUAUAACGAUUUUCAAUUAGUGGUCGACUCAGGCUUCAAUUGCACCUGGAUCGUACCAAUAAUUAAAGGCAUACCGUACUACAAGGCUGUAAAGCGUCUUGAUAUCGGAGGCCGAUUUCUGAACGGACUGCUCAAAGAAACGUUGUCAUUUCGACACUACAACGUGAUGGACGAAACGUUACUGGUUAACAACAUCAAGCAACAUUGCAUUUUCGUGAGCCCCGUGUCAUAUUUCGACAGCUUCCAGAACCGGCUACGUACCAGCAAAGAAUACGUGUUACCGGAUUUCCACACGAGUUUCCAAGGAUACCUCAGAAAGAGGGGCCAAGAACUGCCCGAGAACUCGCAGACCAUUACGUUGCAAGACGAACUGUUUUCCGUUCCGGAAACCUUUUUUCACCCAGAGGUCGCUUCGCUCACGAACCCGGGACUCAUAGAAACUAUACUGGAAAGCAUAUCGAUGGUACCGGAGACAAUAAGACCGCUGAUGGUUGGAAACAUUGCACUGAUUGGGGGAAAUUUCAACAUCCCUAAUUUUCCAGAGCGGCUUUUGACGGAGCUUCAGCGACAAUGUCCGACAGACUGGUCCUGUCGCGGGAUGGUACCCUCUGGAGACAAAGCGCUUUACGGCUGGGAGUCGAUGUGUCAGUUUGCAAAUACCGACGCUUACGUAAGGGCAAGAUUUACAAGAGAAGAAUACAACGAGCAUGGUGCAGAUUGGUGCACCAGGAACCGGUUUGGGUACAUGAAAUGGAUGUGA